Molecule: messenger RNA, 2505 nt
Organism: Purpureocillium lilacinum
Lineage: Eukaryota; Fungi; Ascomycota; Sordariomycetes; Hypocreales; Ophiocordycipitaceae
Biological process (GO): resolution of meiotic recombination intermediates; double-strand break repair via single-strand annealing, removal of nonhomologous ends; double-strand break repair via homologous recombination
Cellular component (GO): nucleotide-excision repair factor 1 complex
Molecular function (GO): damaged DNA binding; single-stranded DNA endonuclease activity; single-stranded DNA binding
Source: RefSeq, a predicted model, not a curated record
AUGUAUUCUGGCGGGGGCAUAUUUAGCAUCACCUCGCGCAUCCUCGUCGUUGACCUUCUCACCGGCCUGCUCAACCCAGAGACCAUUACAGGCCUCAUCGUUCUGCACGCAGACCGCGUCAUCGCAACAUCUUUAGAGGCCUUCAUUCUCCGCGUUUACCGACAGAAGAACAAGGUUGGCUUCCUCAAGGCAUUUGCGGACAAUCCAGACCCAUUCACCAUUGGCUUCUCGCCACUCACCACCAUGAUGAGGAACUUAUUCCUCAAGAAGGCUUCGCUCUGGCCCCGGUUCCAUGUCACCGUCGCGCAGUCGUUGGAGGGCAAGAAGAAGGCGGAGGUCAUCGAGCUUGAAGUGCCCAUGACAGAUUCCAUGAAGGACAUCCAAAACGCAAUCAUGGAGUGUGUCGAGGUCAGCAUUCAUGAGUUGAAAAAGGGUAACAGCGGCCUGGAAAUGGACGACUGGAACUUGGACAGCGCUCUGCUCAAGAAUUUCGACACCAUGGUCCGUCGUCAACUGGACCCGAACUGGCAUCGGGUCAGCUGGAAGACGCGCCAAAUUGUCAACGACUUGACGGUCCUCCGCGGCCUCCUGAAUAACAUACUGACAUAUGACGCCGUAUCAUUUCUCCAACAUCUUGACACCAUCCACGCUGCUCAUUCUCCGCCACCCGGGUCUACACGCCAAACCCAGUCGCCCUGGCUGUUCCUCGAUGCGGCUCAGACGAUAUUCGACACGGCACGAAGGCGGGUGUAUUCUGCCAAUCCCAAGGCUGUAUCUCAAGGUCAAAACAUCGACUCCCUUCGCCCGGUACUCGAGGAAUUGCCGAAAUGGGGCAUGUUGGCUGAAGUACUGGAAGAGAUUGAUCGGGAUCUCUACUUCGAGCCACCCGCCAGGGAUGAUUCGAAUGGGACCAUACUCAUCAUGUGCUCCAACACAGAUACCUGCAGGCAGCUGCGCGACUACCUGCAAACGAUGCACGUCAAGCCCAAGGUGGAGAAGUCAGAAGAGGACGACGCCGAUGGUGAAGACGCUCACAAGGCAUCCGCGGCCUUCAUGAUGAGGAGGCGCCUGCGAAACUACUUGCUCUGGAAGAAGCAAUUUGCGCAGGUCAGCGCAACUCUUUUCGCUGAGAAUCAAAAGGCGCUGAACAGCGCGUCGGACUCACGGCCAGGGCGCGGCGGUAUGCGUGGCGGAAAGCCACCCGCAAACAAGAGGCGGAGGGUACGGGGCGGCGGCAACAUGGGCAUAUCCGCUGGCCGAGCGGACAACGGCGUCAUCGCUCAAUACUUCGAAAAGCCUGGAGAAGUCGCCGACCUCAUGGCCGAGGUCCAGAUAACAGAGGAAGAGGCCCAACAGAAAGAGGACAUUAUUGCAGAUCCUCUCGACGACAUGGACGACUACUUUCAGCUCUACGACAUGCAGGACCUCGUGGUUGUGCAUGCCUACGAUGGCGACCAGGAUGAGCACGUCCUGGAAGAGGUCAAACCGCGGUAUAUCGUCAUGUACGAGCCAGACGCCUCGUUUAUACGUCGCGUGGAAGUCUACAGAUCGUCGCACAACGACAGAAACGUGCGGGUGUACUUUAUGUACUACGGCGGCUCCGUCGAGGAGCAGCGGUACCUCGCCUCAGUGCGACGAGAGAAGGAUGCAUUCACCAAGCUCAUCAAGGAACGCGCCAGUAUGUCCUUGGUCAUGACGGUAGACCCGCACGGCAUCGAGGACCCUCAAGAAGCCUUCUUGCGCACCGUCAACACGAGAAUAGCAGGUGGCGGUAGACUGGCUGCGACAGCGCAACCACCACGUGUGGUGGUUGACGUACGAGAGUUCCGGUCUUCAUUGCCAUCGCUUCUGCACGGACGGUCCAUCAUCAUCGUACCAUGCAUGCUCACCGUUGGUGACUACAUCCUGUCACCACACAUUUGCGUUGAACGCAAGUCCAUCAGCGAUCUCAUAUCGUCGUUCAAGGACGGCCGCUUGUAUAACCAAGCCGAGACCAUGUUUAUGCACUACAGGAACCCGAUGCUGCUCAUCGAGUUUGACCAAAACAAGUCAUUCACACUGGAACCCUUCGCCGACCUUUCAGGCAGCCUGAGCAGUGUGGCGCCGUCCAACGUCUCGUCUGACCUCCAGUCCAAGCUGGUGCUGUUGACGCUCGCGUUCCCAAAGCUCCGCAUCAUCUGGUCCUCCUCACCAUAUCAAACGGCCGAGAUAUUCGAAUCGCUCAAGGCACAGGAGGACGAGCCCGACCCGAUCGCGGCGGUGCAGGCCGGUCUCGACAAGGACAUGAAAGUGGAAGACCAGGCGUUCAACCAGGAGCCUCAGGAGAUGCUCGUGGUCGUUCCGGGAGUGACUCCGAAGAACAUCAAGAACAUCGUGCUGGAGACGGAGAACAUUCGGGAGGUGGCCAACAUGACGCAGGGAGAGCUGGAGCCGCUGGUGGGCAAGGCUGCCGGCAAGUCCAUACACGGCUUCUUCAAUCGCAAUGUCAUGGAAGAGGAGGAAUAG